This is a messenger RNA of Acaulospora colombiana, 777 nucleotides long. The record is from the annotation of a GenBank genome assembly. Lineage: Eukaryota; Fungi; Glomeromycota; Glomeromycetes; Diversisporales; Acaulosporaceae.
CGGUGAAAUGCAAUCCAGAUCCUAUGGUUCUUAGAUUGUUGUCCGCCUUAGGAACGGGGUUUGAUUGUGCUAGUAAGGCAGAAAUUCAAACUGUCCUUGACAUGGGAGUGGAUCCUUCUAGGAUUAUAUACGCAAACCCUUGCAAACAAGCUUCCUUCGUGCGUUACGCCGCAGAGCGCAAUAUUAGAAUGAUGACCUUUGAUAAUACUGAUGAACUCUACAAGAUUAAGCGCUACUUUCCUGAUGCUCAACUGGUGCUUCGCAUUCUUGCUGAUGACUCCAAAUCUCUAUGUAAAUUGGGCCUCAAAUUUGGAGCUCCAUUAGAUUCCACCGGAUUACUAUUGCAAACUGCAAAGGAAUUGGAAUUAAACGUGAUUGGUGUCAGCUUUCACGUUGGUAGUGGCUGCUACGAUGAGACAGCAUUUGUGGAUGCUGUUUAUCGAGCUAGAUCUGUUUUUGAUCAAGCUUUAGAAACAGGGUUCAAAUUUCAUCUGCUCGAUGUCGGAGGCGGGUUUUCGCAUGUUCUCGAUGGUGAUGGUAUCACUUUUGAAAGAAUUGCGGCUUUACUUGGACCCGCAAUUGACAAACUGUUUCCGUCUGACGUUCGAGUAAUUGCUGAGCCCGGACGUUAUUAUGCGGCUCCAGCCUUUACCAUAGCUACUAAUGUAAUAGCUAGAAGAAUUGUGCUCCAAGAUAAUGGAGAUGAGAAAAUUCAGGAUAUGGAUGCUGUUUUCAAUGACGCACCUCCGACUGGGAACGACCAGCCUUCAUACAUGU